This is a messenger RNA of Nematolebias whitei (Rio pearlfish), 1111 nucleotides long. RefSeq names its product ATP-dependent 6-phosphofructokinase, platelet type. Lineage: Eukaryota; Metazoa; Chordata; Actinopteri; Cyprinodontiformes; Rivulidae. Gene Ontology annotation, cellular component: 6-phosphofructokinase complex; membrane. Gene Ontology annotation, molecular function: AMP binding; monosaccharide binding; 6-phosphofructokinase activity. The transcript is spliced from 10 exons. The coding region runs from base 17 to 1111 and encodes 364 amino acids. Gene Ontology annotation, biological process: canonical glycolysis; fructose 1,6-bisphosphate metabolic process; fructose 6-phosphate metabolic process. The record is from RefSeq and is a predicted model, not a curated record.
AGAAGUCCAAAAGGCCAUGGACCAGAAACGGUUUGAGGACGCUGUUAAGCUUCGAGGCAGGAGCUUUGAAAACAACCUGAGGACUUACAAACUGCUGGCUCAUCGCAAACCAGAAUCUGAGCUCCCGACUAGCAACUUCAACGUGGCGGUGCUGAAUGUGGGAGCCCCUGCAGCAGGCAUGAACGCUGCCGUCCGAUCAGCCGUCAGGGUGGGCAUCACUGAGGGACACAAGAUGUUCGCUGUCAGCGACGGCUUUGAGGGCUUCUACAAAGGACAGAUUAAGGAGGUGAAAUGGGGUGAUGUCGGAGGAUGGACGGGACAGGGUGGCUCCCUUUUAGGAACUAAAAGAACUCUUCCUGCGAAGCAUGUCGAUAAAAUUGCAGAGCAGAUGCGCAAAUAUAACAUAAACGCUCUGCUGGUUAUCGGUGGAUUUGAGUCUCUCUCCCUUCCAGACCCUACUAAAGCCCUUGGCUCUGCCCUGCAGGCCUUCCUGUCACUGCUGGAAUUGUCAGCGGCUCGUGGGAAAUUUGACGAGUUCUGUGUGCCGAUGGUCAUGGUCCCAGCCACUGUCUCCAACAAUGUGCCUGGCUCAGACCUCAGCAUUGGCGCUGACACGGCCCUGAACGCCAUCACUGCUACUUGUGACCGCAUCAAGCAGUCCGCCAGUGGGACCAAGAGACGUGUGUUCAUCAUUGAAACCAUGGGGGGCUACUGUGGCUACCUGGCCACAGUAGGAGGCCUGGCUGCUGGGGCUGACGCAGCAUAUAUCUACGAGGAGCAGUUUGACAUCAGAGAUCUGCAGGCUAACGUUGAGCAUCUGACAGAGAAAAUGAAGACCAGCAUUCAAAGAGGACUGGUGCUCAGGAACGAGAACAGUAAUGACAACUACACAACAGACUUCAUCUAUCAGCUGUACUCAGAAGAAGGGCGGGGAGUGUUUGACUGCAGGAAGAACGUGCUCGGACACAUGCAGCAGGGAGGAGCUCCGUCCCCGUUCGACCGUAACUUUGGGACCAAGAUCUCAGCCAAGGCGAUUCAGUGGCUUUCUCAGAAGCUGCUGGAGUCUUACAGACGAGGUAAAGCUUCUCUGAACAGAAUCAUGGUACCAUGA